Contarinia nasturtii (swede midge) is the source of this 894-nucleotide messenger RNA. RefSeq names its product glutathione S-transferase-like. The transcript is spliced from 5 exons. NCBI's taxonomy places the organism in Eukaryota, Metazoa, Arthropoda, Insecta, Diptera, Cecidomyiidae. Gene Ontology annotation, biological process: glutathione metabolic process. Gene Ontology annotation, molecular function: glutathione transferase activity. Bases 143 to 772 code for a protein of 209 amino acids. The record is from RefSeq and is a predicted model, not a curated record.
ACUCACAACACCAUUUGACGCAGCUACAUUAAUAUAUAAAAACCAGUAAAUGAUAUUUCGGUCGUCAUUAAGUUCUGUGAGUCUUUCCAAAGAAGUCGCAUUUAUUUUCUACUCGUACUGUUCAAAUUGGUGAAUCGUGAAAAUGUCACAACCAUCCGCAAAUCCAACAUACAAAUUGACCUACUUCAAUGUCAAGGCUUUGGCUGAGCCAAUCCGCGUUCUAUUCGCCUAUGGUGGUAUUGAUUACGAAGACGUCCGUUUCCAGCGCGAAGAAUGGCCAGCCAUCAAGCCAACGAUGCCAAUGGGUCAAGCUCCCGUAUUAGAUGUUGAUGGUAUACGUGUCCACCAAAGUGUUUCAAUCGCUCGUUAUAUUGCAAAGAAGGUCGGAUUAUCAGGUGCAAACGAUUGGGAAAGUCUUCUCAUCGAUGUUGCUGUCGAUACAGUCAACGAUUUACGACAGAAAAUUUCUAUUGCUCAAUAUGAACCAGAUGAAGCUGUCAAAGCAAAGAAAUUCGAAGUUCUUAAGAGCGAAACUCUACCAUUCUACUUGGAAAAAUUGGAAAGCAUUGCCAAAGAAAACAAUGGUUACUUGGCUCUCGGCAAGUUGACUUGGGCCGAUCUUUACUUCGUUGGACUGUUGGAUUACUUGAAUUUUAUGAUUGGUUUUGAUUUAACCACCGACCGUCCAAACCUGAAAAAAGUCGUCGACAAUGUUACCGCCAUCGAAUCAAUCAAGGCUUGGAUCGCCAAACGACCAGAAACCGAAUGUUAAAAACAUUUAUUUCUCUCACUUUCAUAAUCACAUUCUUAACUGUAAAACCAAAAUGGAAACUGUUAAACAAACAUUGUAUGUGUUUUUGAGAAUAAAAGUUUAAAAAUAUUUUACACAAUACA